AUGCUAUGGAGAUUAGCCGGUGGUGUGACCGGAACGGCGCGCGGUGGUAGAGGGGCUGCAGGGAGUGGAGUGGCUGGGACAGUUGGCGCGCAUGUAGUGGCUGCAUGGGAGCUGUCCGAGGCGGUAAUUGGUGGAGUGGUGGGGCUGCAUGCAGGUGGAGUGGAGCGAGGCACGCGGGGCGAGGUGGCCAGGGGGCUGGCUGGCGUGGGCGGCGGGUCCCGCGGGCUAGCAGGGGAGAUGCGCGCGGGGGUUGGCGGCCGAGUGGAUCGCGCGGGGGUUGGUGGCGGGUCCCGCGGGCCGAUUGGAGCUGGGCGGGGCGGCCGGAUUGGCUCGAGGGCGCGCGGGGAUCCCGAUGGCUGGUACGAGGUAGGGGCGCGGGAUACGGGGUGGAUGAGGCUGGGAUCUUCUGUGGCCAGGGGAGGUGCGGAGGAGCGUGGGUGA
Aegilops tauschii subsp. strangulata is the source of this 441-nucleotide messenger RNA. The record is from RefSeq and is a predicted model, not a curated record. NCBI's taxonomy places the organism in Eukaryota, Viridiplantae, Streptophyta, Magnoliopsida, Poales, Poaceae.